This is a messenger RNA of Cladocopium goreaui, 982 nucleotides long. The record is from the annotation of a GenBank genome assembly. NCBI's taxonomy places the organism in Eukaryota, Dinophyceae, Suessiales, Symbiodiniaceae.
UGCCCCAAGAAACAAUCCACACGCCGCCAUGAGAGCCCUGGAGCGACAGCCUUCGCCCCAGCAACGCUUUGUGAUCGACCUGGCAGAGACGCCCACGGUGCCUACGGUAUGGACUCACACCAAUGGUUCCUCCAUGGUGAGCGCCUCUCCGCCGAUGCCUUGGGCGCCAUUGGCUGGACCGUUGACUACACAAGGCCUCCACGGCGCCCGGCUGCGCCAAGCCCACUCUCCGCGUCCCUACUCGGUGGCGCGCCACGCGGUGGCCGCGGUGACGGCCACGCACCACCCGCAGCGCACCGGGGUGGCCUCGCCGGCGGUGGCGGCCAGGCCGUGCCACAGCUUGCAGUCGCCAAGGCGCCUGCAGCCGCAGGAGGUCUAUGAGAUGCAGCAUCCCAGGCCCCCGCGCCCGGCGGAGCGGCCGCCGCUGCCGCCGCCGCAGGCGGCGGUGGAGGUGGCGCGAACGCCCAACGUGCCGCCACUGGCGCAGGGGCCCAACACGUUGGUACCAGGGACAGAGCUGCAAGUCGGCUUCAUGCGCCUGAGAUGUGAAGAAAUGUUAGGCAGUGGUUCAUACAGCACUGUUUGGCUGGCCAAUGUGGUGUCUCAGUCUCAACGACAGGAACAGCAGCCAGUGCAAUCCGUGGCUCUGAAGGACGUCUUCUGCCGGGGUGAGGCGGCACUGCAGCAGUCCCUGUUCGAGGUGCAACUCCUGAUGGCCGUUGAGCGUCGCAUGAACAGGUCCAAGGAGCCGCACCCACCGCCACGACUGCCGAGAUGCUUGACCUACCAGGUGGAUCCCUCCGAUGAAGGUUGGAGCGUCCGCAUGGCCCUGACGAGACUGAAGGGGGAGCAGUUGGAUGGCUGGUUGCAACGGAGCUGUGAGAUCUCGGAUGAUUCCAUGCUUCAACGGUGCCGGGCUCAGACAGCGCCCUGCGAACGGUCUGGGAGUUCGUUGAAAUCACGGAUAGGUCACUGUCAAUGA